AUGUUGAACAGUAUUAGGAGACGAAAGACUCUCGACUCUGGCGAUGACCCACGUGACAUGAUCCCACUCGUACCGCUCGUCCGAUCAGAGACCACCACCACCAUCGUCCCACCAGCCACGCCCUCUCCACUCCGGGGCGAAAUGGGGGACGAGGUAGAGGAGUUGGGACCACUCGAGUCUGAAGUGCUGCCACCCACCAAGAGAGAUUCUGCAUCUGGAUCCUCAUCACCGGACGCUGCCAAUGACCUGACUCCACCACCCAAGCCGAGGAAACCAAUGGCACCAUGGACUUUGAAGCGGUACUCUUGGCGCAAGAAGGUCAAGCCGAUUAAUGACUCUACAACAUCGGAGUCAUCCACUACGCCAGCCGCCCUUCUUCCCGUGAUUGAUCCCGCAUCUGCAGCUGAGCCCGUAAUUCCGGAACGACAACAGCUUGAGGAGGUCGUCAUCGUGCCGAGAGCCGCACCCCCGGCGCCGGUCCUCUUCAUCCCCCCCGUUCCGGCCACCCUGCUCGACUCUCAAGUUCCACCCCAAGCUGUGGAACGGGCUGAGGAAGAAGCAUCGACUUCUGGUGAGAUUGUACCACUGCCAACGCGACGUUAUAAAUUCCCAUCUCCACCACGCACUCCCAAAAUCUCGUCAAGCUCCUCCGCCGACUCCAUCGACUGGGAUGAAUAUUUGUAA
Molecule: messenger RNA, 684 nt
Organism: Folsomia candida
Lineage: Eukaryota; Metazoa; Arthropoda; Collembola; Entomobryomorpha; Isotomidae
Product: rho GTPase-activating protein gacO-like
Exons: 1
Coding region: 1-684 (227 amino acids)
Source: RefSeq, a predicted model, not a curated record